Messenger RNA from Limulus polyphemus (Atlantic horseshoe crab), 2908 nucleotides. RefSeq names its product twitchin-like. Lineage: Eukaryota; Metazoa; Arthropoda; Merostomata; Xiphosura; Limulidae. Gene Ontology annotation, molecular function: protein binding. The annotation marks the transcript as partial. The record is from RefSeq and is a predicted model, not a curated record. The transcript is spliced from 18 exons.
AUGUCAGUACCCCGCAAGGAGGUUUUGGAUGUAGUUGACUUACUAAGCCAGACAGGUUACUUGAUAUUCAAGGUCAAAGGCAAUCCAGCCCCAGAGUUCCGCUUCUACAAAGGGGUUAGUGAGAUUUUUGAGGGAGGACGUUAUAAAGUGGUCACUGAUGGUAACACUAAUACUGUGUAUUUCUGCAUUGUUAAAGCUAAGUCAACAGAUGAGGGCCGUUACAAAGUGGUUGCAUACAACAAACUCGGAGAAGACACCGUAGGCAUGUCUCUAUUUGUCAGUGAUGAAAAUGCUGUGGACUUUAGGACAAUGCUAAAACACAAGCAGUAUUCCAAAAGGGAGUUGGAGAAAAGUGCACCUGAAUGGGGGGAGCUGAAGAAAGAUGAGGACAAAAACAGAGAUGCCAAGAAAGCUGAUACUUUCAUCAAACCUCUCAUCAACAUACAAGUGAAAGAAGGAAAGGACAAGCAGGCUCAAUUUGAAGCUGUCUUUUGUAAAUCAGGGGUGAAAGCAAAAUGGUUUAAGGGUAAACAAGAGCUUUUCUUGGGUAAAAAGUAUCACAUGAGCAGUACAGGUGAUCUCCAUGUGUUAGAAGUGAUGAAUCCAGUAGAGGAUGAUAGGGGAAAGUAUACUAUUCAGUGUUUGGAUACUUCUUGUUCUGCAUUACUUGAAGUAGAAGAAGCUGAGCCUGUGUACACAUUUGUGAAGAAACUUCCCAGUAAGGUAGAAGAACACAUCAUGAAAGAAGUAGUUCUUGAAUGUACAACAAGCAGUCAUAAGGCUCGUGUUAAGUGGUUCAAGGAGAGUCAGAGGAUUGAAUCCAGUGACAAGUUCCUCAUUGAAUCUGAUCUUCUUGGGAGGCACACCUUAAAAAUUCAGAACACCACCACAGAGGACAGUGGAGAGUACACAUGUCAAAUAAACAGUGAAGAAAGAACCUCAACAAAGGUCAAUAUUACAGAACCAAAGUUCACAUUCACGAAGCUGCUUAAUAGUGUGAAGGCUACAGAAAAAGAUACUGUAAUGUUAGAGUGUGAAGUGGAUGAAUUGGAAGCUCAGGUCACAUGGUUCAAAGGAGAAACUGAAAUCAAGAAAGAUAAAAGAAUUGACAUUACUGUGGAAGGUCAUAAGCGUUGCCUAACUAUCAAGGGAGCCAAAGUAGUGGACAAGGGAGAAUAUAUCUGUAAAACAAAUGCUGAUAAAACCACUGGAGAGCUUAUUGUUGAACCUGCCAAUAAGAUCACUAAAAAUCUCAAAGACAAGUCAGUCUUGGAAAGGGAACAAGUUAUCUUGGAAGUAGAAAUGCUGGAUACCAAAUCUCCACUUGAGUGGUUUAAAGAUGGAGAACUGGUGAAGCCUACAGACAGCAAUACACGUUAUAAAAAGGUACAAUGUAAAGAAAAUUUGUUUUUUUUGACAGGUGAAACGGCUCCUAAGAUUGAGUUGAACAAGUUUGAUUUCAUAGGUGAUUCUACAAAGCCACUAACUAUUGAAGUGCCUUUUACAAUUGCUGGUACAAGAACUUCAGAUGUCAAUGCCAAGUUUCUACGAGGUGACAAGUCAGUUUCAAACAAAGAAUGUGAUAUAUCAGUUCGGCAGGAUUUGGCUGUUUUCACGCUUAAAAAGACUUCUCGAGGCACAUCUGGGGAUUAUCAAAUCCAGAUUAGCAAUGAUCAAGGAGAAGACAAGUGUAAAAUCAAUAUUAACAUUACUGACAUUCCUCAGCCACCUGAGGGACCCCUAGAAGUCUUUGAUGUUUUCAAAGAUAGGUGCAAGUUGUUGUGGAAAUUGCCAAAGGACAUAGGUGGCCUGCCUUUAGUGCACUACAUAGUAGAACAUCAAGUUGUUGGUACAAGAAUUGGAUGGACAGAGAUUGCCACAGUAGAAGAAACAAAGCUAGAUGUCACUGAUCUUAUAGAGAAGAAAGAAUAUAAAUUCAGAGUCCGUGCUGUAAACAAAAAAGGGGCUUCCGAUCCCCUGGUGACACCCGAGGCGACUCUAGCCAAAGAUCCUUUUGAUGAACCAGGAAAACCAGAAAAUUUGGAAAUAACCAACUGGGAUAAAGACAAUGUAGACUUGAAAUGGACAGCACCAGAGAAAGAUGGAGGAUCCCCCAUUACUGGUUAUGUUGUCGAGUACAGAGACAAAUUUUCAAAAAACUGGAAUAAAGCUUUGGAAGUACCUGCAAACCAGUUAUAUGGAAAGAUUGAAAGUUUAAGUGAAGGUGUACAGUAUGAAUUCAGAGUACAUGCUGUUAAUAAUGCCGGCCCUGGUGAUCCCAGUGAUCCAACCAAACCACUUAUAGUGAAAGCUAGAUUUGUUAAGCCUUACAUCAUUGGUGACGAGUUGAUCAACAUUACCAUGAAGAGAGGACAACCUGUGAAAUAUGAAAUACACUUUGAUGGGGAUCCUUCACCAGAGGUUGUGUGGCAACUAAAUGAUUCGGAAACCAGACCUUUCCACAGAAUAUCUAUUGAGAACACCAAUAAGAAUACAAUCAUUGUGGUCAAAGACUCCACUCGAGCAGACAGUGGAAAGUACAAACUGACCUUGACUAACACUUCAGGAAGUGUAUCCUCCAUAGCAGAAGUGACGAUCAUAGACAAGCCAACACCUCCAGAAGGACCACUGAAGAUAGAGGAAGUAUGUGCUGAUCAUGUCAAGCUGAAGUGGAAGAAGCCUAAGGACACAGGUGGCCAGGACCUCAAGGAAUACCUUAUUGAAAAAAUGGAUACAGACACUGGAAGAUGGAUUCCUGCUGGUGAGGUUGGGCCUGAAAAGACGGACUUCAAAGUGGAGGGAUUAACUCCUAAGAAAAAAUACAGAUUCAGAAUUAAAGCUGUUAACAAGGAAGGGGAGUCAGAACCUCUGGAGGGUGAUGAACCAGUUGUUGCAAAAAAUCCUUAUG